This is a messenger RNA of Ostrea edulis (European flat oyster), 2406 nucleotides long. RefSeq names its product zinc finger protein 814-like. Bases 73 to 2274 code for a protein of 733 amino acids. Lineage: Eukaryota; Metazoa; Mollusca; Bivalvia; Ostreida; Ostreidae. Gene Ontology annotation, molecular function: RNA polymerase II cis-regulatory region sequence-specific DNA binding; DNA-binding transcription repressor activity, RNA polymerase II-specific; DNA-binding transcription activator activity, RNA polymerase II-specific. Gene Ontology annotation, biological process: regulation of transcription by RNA polymerase II. Gene Ontology annotation, cellular component: nucleus. The record is from RefSeq and is a predicted model, not a curated record. The transcript has a single exon.
AGAAAAAGUGCUUGAAUAAUAAACAUUUAUUUUUUCAGUACUCGCUGGACUGUGGACGCUGCAAAAUCGGUCAUGCCAGACAUAUUUGCUAACGUGUGGGUUGAAAUAUCACAUCAUUGCAUAAAAAAGAUUUCAAACAUUGUUAAUGCCGAAGUGUCUUUAGAAAGAAUGUGCAAACACACUGGCACGCAGAUGGUCAAGAUGUUUGAUAGGACCACAGUUCACGGACGGUGGUGUCAGAUACUCGGGCUACACAGACUCCUAACUAAAAAGCAAAACAGCAGAACUGCUAGAAAAUGUGCAUUGUCAAAAACGUCACUACAGGAGUAUAAAUGUAGAAAAGAAAAACGAAAUCUUUCACGAUCUAGAGAUAACAACAACACAAAUGACACAACAGGCGCACUGCUCACUGUUCCGGAUAGUUUGUCAAAAACAGGAGUUUCCUGUAAUUCUGAGAAAUUUUUUGAUACUUCCUCGGAAAAAAAUGAUCACUUUCAAGGGGAGCCGUUAAAAGAUCAGUCAUCGGAGGAUACAAUUCCAGUAAUGAUAUCUCGUGGAAAAGCUGCAGACACAAAAAUCCCGUCUUCAAAACAUGAGACAUUGUCAUCUGCACUCGAGAGUUUAGAUAAUUGUGUAAAUGAUGGGGUAUACAUGCCAAGGACAGCAGAAACAAAGGAAAAUGGACAAUUUCAACCCGAAAAGAUGCAUAGUUAUUUUAGAUGCUCUAAAUGUGACUUCAAAAGUAAUCAUAAGAAUUCUGUAAGGGACCAUGAAUCAAGAGUUCACUUUGCUUUACCAGAAAAAUGUAGGUUGUGUGAAAAAGUGUUUUCAAGUCAUCAAUACUUAAAAAGACACCUGGUAUCACACAAGAAGUCGCAAUGUAUUUGUGACGUGUGUGGUAAGAUGUACAAGUCUGCAAGAACUUUGGAAAUGCACAAGAAAUCUCACAGCAAUAGCUUUAAAAUACCAGAUUUUGAAUGUACACAUUGUAAAAAUUCAUUCUCUUCAAAAUUCGGGUUGGAAACUCACAUAGAAACUCAACAUGCAGGAAAAAAAGGAGCAUUUCUUUGUGCAACAUGUGGAAAAGUAUUCACCAGAAAAUAUUCUUUACAGCAACAUCAGCUUGUUCACACUGGAUCUAGACUUGUAUGUGAUGUAUGUCAGAAAUCAUUUUCUUGUGAGUCAUCUUUGAGAGAUCACAGAAAAAUUCACACUGAUUUAAAAUCAUACAAGUGUCCAAUUUGUUCUAAAACCUUUAAACAGAGAACAACACUGCAAAAGCAUUCAAAGAUUCAUAUAGGAGAAAAAUCGUUUAAGUGCUUGGAAUGUGGCAGAGGAUUUACACAGAAACAAGCUCUUCAGAGACAUGAAAGAUCUCACAAGGGACUGAAACCAUUUACAUGUAGAAUCUGCCACAAAUCAUAUGGCGAUACAGCAAUAAUAAGAAAACACUUGAUUUUGGUUCAUAAAAUUCACAAGGACCCAUUGAAAUGGAAAGAGGAUAUUAUACAAAAUGAAUAUGAUAGCUCAUUUGAUGGAUAUAUCGGUUGUGAUUCAAGUCAAUCUGACAGGAAUGAAAAACAGACACCAGCAUACAGUUCUUAUGAGGGCAGUGCAAUGAUGCCUACUGCAAACAUAAAUGAAAUGCACAUUUCAAUUACCACUGAACACAAUGCUAAGCCCUUAUCAGCUCUCCCUGAAGAUUUAUCAAUGUCUCCACAAGAAGUCCAUCAGAUCCAGAUGCACCAGCUUCCACUGUCCAUGUACCAGCACUCCCACACCCUCUACAGUGAGCAUGUAGAACCAGCAGGUGUGGAUCCUAGUGUUUAUCCUCCCCAGCAUAACCUCAAUUCAGUAUCCACCUAUUCUUAUCUUUCAUCUUCACAAACACAACCUGAUCAAAAUUUAGAAAAUAACCACACUUCCUCCAACCAUUACCUUGCAUCUUCCCAGCCACAAUCAACAGAGAAUAUGGAAGAUAAUCCAGCAUCUUCACAUCCAUACCUGUCUACCCAGCCACCACCACAUGUGGAGGAAGACCACACCUCAUCUUCUCAUCACUACAGCGACUCCAUGCUUGAUAUGGCCAGCACACAGAGACCCGAGGGUCUGACAGCAAAGCGUCUGCCAGAUACUGAUGCUGCAGAAAACUUGUCACUGUCCACUUUGUAUGCCUAUUAUUCAAGCCUGGCUUCACAGUACCUCAAUAUUUCUGGAUAUUCUGGAUACAACCAGCCCACGGACGAUCAGCAGCAGUCACAGCAAAAUGUUUGAAAGGAUUGUAUGAAUAUGCAACAAUUUUUUUAAAAUACAUCUUAUUUGGACACAACACUAUUUCUAUUACAUGUUGUGAUAUAUAAAAAAUAGGAAAAUAUGGUCAUUAAUUAUUAAAAAAGCUAAAGUUAA